Messenger RNA from Aplosporella prunicola CBS 121167, 441 nucleotides. RefSeq lists its product as uncharacterized. The transcript has a single exon. The record is from RefSeq and is a predicted model, not a curated record. NCBI's taxonomy places the organism in Eukaryota, Fungi, Ascomycota, Dothideomycetes, Botryosphaeriales, Aplosporellaceae. The coding region runs from base 149 to 403 and encodes 84 amino acids.
AAACACGUAGCAACGCCCCUCCCGCCGCAGUAGCAGGCGUUUAACGUCCGUCACCGAGAACCGAGAUCCACCGUCUAGCGAGACAGGGGGCAAUACAAGCAGUCCUUACAGAGUACUCCUUGUCUAGCUCAUAUCCCGAGUCCUGGUUAUGGAUGUAAAGGUCUUAAAACACACAAAGACUCUAUACAUCGUAGCUGGGUCUCUUCUUCUCUGUACAAGUAUCACCAUCUCGCUUCCCGGUGAAUCUCGUUUCACGGUGACGGACGUUACUAGGCGCUGUUUCGUUUCCAAGCAAACAGCACCGACAGAGCCGUCAGCGCCAAUGCAGCUCCCAUCACCAGAGACCGCCGUCCUGUCAAAGUCCCAGUUGACAGCAUCCCCAGCAACGCCACUCUCUGCAUAACAUCAUCCCGCCGUUACAUGUCGUACCCAGCAGCGGGG